Sclerotinia borealis F-4128 is the source of this 1203-nucleotide messenger RNA. The record is from the annotation of a GenBank genome assembly. NCBI's taxonomy places the organism in Eukaryota, Fungi, Ascomycota, Leotiomycetes, Helotiales, Sclerotiniaceae.
AUGUCAACCAGGAAGAAGCUCCCUACCAAGCUUGGCCAACCAAUGGUCAAGCAAGGUGCUAAGUCAUUUGGAACUGCACAUUUGGAUGAUUCGAAGACGAUUGUAUCUGGGGGUGGAAUUGCGACUAAGUCGAAGACGAAUGGAAAUAACAAGAGUGACGUGGUCGAAAUAUCUAGCGAUUCGGAAAAUGGGAGUGACGAUGAUGCUGAAGAAAUUGAGGAAGACGGAAGUGAUGUGGAAGAUGAUAGCAAUGACGCCGCAGAUGUGACAAUGGGAGAUGAUGCAGUUGAAGCUGCCGAGGAAGAUGUGGAACCAACAUUCGGGGAUCUUAUUCGAGCUCAUGCCUCAGAGCCCAUCGACGUUGCCGCCGCUUUCGAUGAUUCCAAGGCUCAAGCCCUCUCAUAUCCUCAAAAUUCAAUCCAAGCUCCUUCUGGUGCAUCUCUCGGAACAGUUCUUACUCAAGCACUCAAGACCAACGAUGUCGCCUUACUGGAAUCUUGUUUACACACCACGGAUCUCGGAACUAUUAGAGCCACCAUUCAACGACUCGAUUCUCCUCUCGCCGCAAUCCUAUUACAAAAGUUGGCAGAAAGAUUACAUCGAAGACCGGGUAGAGCUGGUAGCCUAAUGGUCUGGGUUCAAUGGUCAAUGAUUACACAUGGUGGAUAUCUAGCCACUCAACGAGGUCUCAUCAAGAAGUUGGCCGAAGUUAACCGAGUUCUCGAUGAGAGAUCCAAAUCUUUACAACAUCUUUUGUCUUUGAAGGGUAAAUUAGAUAUGUUGGACGCACAAAUCGAAUUACGAAGAGGCAUGCAAAAUCGACCAAGAUUGGAUAGCGAAGAUAAUGAUGAGGGUGUCAUCUAUGUGGAAGGUCAAAGUGAUGAUGAAGAAGUCAUCGUCAAUGGAUUACCUCAAAGACUCGCCAAGAAUGGAAAUCUCGAAGACAUCUCGGAUUCUGAGAUCGAGGAGGAAAUGCUCAACGGUUUAGUCGCAGAAUCGGAUGAAGAGGAAGAGGAUAGCGAGGAUGAUUUAAUAGACGAUGAGGCGGAAGAGACUGAUGCGGAUUCUGGAGAUGAGGAUGAAGUUGAUCACGAUGAUAUUGAUGAGCAAGGAGAGGAUGAUGAAAGCGAUGAUGCGGUACAAGGACCCCCGAGAUCCAAGAUGCAAAAGUUAACAGGCAGUACAUUCCAAAAUAGAAGAUGA